AUGGAUGGUGUCGGCAGCAACAGGACCAUGUCUUACAGUCGAUGGAGUUACAACAGUGUUCUGGAUGAUGAGGGGAGCAGCCUGCGUCAGCAGAAGCUUGACAGGCAGCGAGCACUGCUAGAACAGAAGCAGAAAAAAAAGCGCCAGGAGCCAUUAAUGGUUCAGUCCAAUGUGGACAGUCGCACAAGAACACGCAGAAUGAAACAUUCGGAAGAACAAGCACCAUUGGUUGAAUCGUAUCUUAACAGCAACAGCAGCUCCAUAUAUCAUGUGCAGGAGGCCGAACAGGAAGAUGUAAAGGUGGUAGUGGAUGCCCAAGCCCCGAAACCAACUAAAAAAACCAAGGCAGCAGCUGCGAGCUGUCAGACUGGCAGCACCAGAAAGGAGAAAAAAGGGAAACACAAAGGGAUUGAUGGCCCAGCUGCUUUUCAAGAUGAUGUUCAGAAGAUAGGAAGUCAAGUGCAGAUUCUCACUGUUGGACAGUCUAGCCAUGAUGAAGAUGAUGGAGAGAAAAUGGCUAGUGGCCAACAACAGCAAAGCAAACAAGAUCUUAGAACAGCAAUGCAGAAAAAAGAUCCCCAUGCAAAUACAUCCUGGUCCUCUUCCACCUCCCAAUCCAGCCUUGUCGCCCUGGAUCAUGUUCCUGGCAUUUCAAGCAGCAUGAAUUUUGAUGAGGAAGAAGAUGAGGAAGAUGAAGACAGCUCCAGUUCUUCACAGUUAAACAGUAACACCCGGCCUGGUUCCGCCACGAGCAAGAAAUCCAAUAAGGAAGCGGCCUCAGCCCCCAGUCCUUCCACAAAUGAGCCUCUCAUAGAUGUCGACGACCUGGAGGAAUUUGCCGUAAGACCUGCUCCACAGGGUGUCACUGUCAAAUGCAGAAUCACAAGAGACAAGAAGGGAAUGGACCGAGGGAUGUACCCUACUUAUUACCUCCACUUGGAAAGGGAGCAUGGUAAAAAGGUGUUUCUGUUAGCUGGAAGGAAACGAAAGAAGAGUAAAACCUCUAAUUACCUCAUCUCCAUAGACCCAACUGACCUGUCUCGGGGUGGAGAGAGUUUUAUUGGAAAACUGAGAUCAAAUCUUAUGGGAACUAAGUUUACAGUUUAUGACAAUGGAGUAAAUCCAAUGAAGACAACUUCAAGCCUGGAGGCGAGUAUCCUGCGUCAGGAGCUAGCUGCUAUUUGUUAUGAAACAAAUGUCUUGGGGUUUAAAGGACCUCGUAAAAUGAGUGUGAUCAUACCAGGAAUGAAUAUGGACCACGAAAGAGUUUCCAUCAGACCACGAAAUGAACAUGAGACACUUCUUGCAAGAUGGCAGAACAAAAAUACAGAGAGUGUCAUUGAGCUGCAUAACAAAACGCCAGUCUGGAAUGAUGACACCCAGUCCUAUGUUUUAAAUUUCCAUGGUCGAGUCACACAGGCCUCAGUGAAAAACUUCCAAAUUAUUCAUGAUAAUGACCCUGACUAUAUAGUGAUGCAGUUUGGCCGCGUGGCUGAGGAUGUGUUCACCAUGGACUACAACUACCCAAUGUGCGCGCUACAAGCCUUUGCUAUUGCCCUUUCAAGUUUCGACAGCAAGCUGGCUUAUCUUUUUGCAAGAAGCCCUUCCAUGCAAUGA
Messenger RNA from Gavia stellata (red-throated loon), 1617 nucleotides. It is a transcript of the gene TUB, whose product is annotated as TUB bipartite transcription factor. The transcript is spliced from 14 exons. Gene Ontology annotation, cellular component: cilium. The record is from RefSeq and is a predicted model, not a curated record. Gene Ontology annotation, biological process: protein localization to cilium. NCBI's taxonomy places the organism in Eukaryota, Metazoa, Chordata, Aves, Gaviiformes, Gaviidae. The coding region runs from base 1 to 1617 and encodes 538 amino acids.